GGACAGUUCAAAUAUUCUGGCAUGUGGUUUGCUCCCACAAGAAUGAAGUCAUACUAUUUUGGUUGUGGUAAUCAACCAAGGAAUAGCUUAUGGACUUACAGUUACAAGCCAAAAACUGCCAUGGAGGUCUGUGUUAAUGAUGAAUCUGUGAAGUUUUUGAGUGGGUGGCUACAACAAUGGCGUGAAAGAAAGUUUCAAAUAUGCAAGGAUCAUAUUGAUUGUGAUACAAGUGAUAGGGAAAAAGAUGAUUAUAUCUAUUCUGAAAGUGACUCCGAUUCAGGAAGCCAAUAUGAGGAGGAUAGGCUGAAAAACGUCCUCUUAGUUACAGGACCAGUUGGGGUAACUACAAAGACUGCAUUAUCUUGUUACAACUAUGAUGAGUCAUGGUACUUGGUUUUGUUUCUAGAUUACUUUGUGCCUGAUGAUGAAAACUUUUAUUUUUGUAUUGAUAUGUGCAUUGAUUUCAUUUUGAGCCUCCAUCUUUUCUGCUCUCACCAUCUUUGGUACUCACAAUGAUCCAUUAUUUUAUUUUAUUUAUUUAUUUAUUACUAUUUUCUCAUGUUGGCUGUGGUGAUGAUGAUCUGUGUUUGUUGUUGGUGGUGGUGAAUGCCAAAGGUGAUGGUUGAAGUGGUGGUGUUUAAACCUUGAAGAUGUGAUUGGUUCUUAAUGAAUUUUCAAUGUUCAUGAAAUUUCUUGCAUUAAUCUCUGAAGGCAUUUAUAUAUUAAAAUGGUCUCUUUUUACAGCUACAAAAUAUAUAUUUUAUUGCCUUAUGUAAUAAUAUGAAGAUAUUGUCAUUUUUUUUGGUUAGUUUUCACUUUCUUUGCAUGCUUAUUUGCCCUGUGAUGGAAAAUGUAAUUUUCAGAAGCAGUUUCAUGGUUUUGCAUUAUAAGCCUUCUCUCUCU
Molecule: messenger RNA, 903 nt
Organism: Humulus lupulus (European hop)
Lineage: Eukaryota; Viridiplantae; Streptophyta; Magnoliopsida; Rosales; Cannabaceae
Exons: 3
Coding region: 22-516 (164 amino acids)
Biological process (GO): DNA damage checkpoint signaling; mitotic DNA replication checkpoint signaling; DNA repair
Molecular function (GO): chromatin binding
Source: RefSeq, a predicted model, not a curated record